Molecule: messenger RNA, 1002 nt
Organism: Aspergillus nidulans FGSC A4
Lineage: Eukaryota; Fungi; Ascomycota; Eurotiomycetes; Eurotiales; Aspergillaceae
Exons: 2
Coding region: 1-1002 (333 amino acids)
Molecular function (GO): trans-aconitate 2-methyltransferase activity
Source: RefSeq, a predicted model, not a curated record
AUGUCCUUCACGGCCCGAUCAUUACGGCAGGUGCUUACAUCUACUUCACGUAAUUUCCAUUGUUCACGGACCAUGGCGGCAUCCGACUGGAGUGCCAGACAAUACCUUAAGUUUGAGGCUGAACGCACACGACCUGCUCGUGAUCUGCUCGCCCAGGUUCCACUCGAUUCACCACAUCGCGUCGUGGAUCUAGGCUGCGGACCUGGCAACUCAACAGCCGUCCUUGUAUCCCGGUAUCCAGAUGCCCGAGUGACAGGAAUGGACUCGUCUCCAGAUAUGAUUGGAAAGGCUCGCGAAACCCUCCCGGGAAUCGAGUUUACAGUCGAUGGCCUCAGUACGUAUACACCUAGAGAACCGGUAGACCUAUUCUUCUCCAACGCCGUCUUCCAGUGGCUACCGCGGGACCAACGUCUGGAAAUCAUCAAACGCCUUAUUCAGUCGCAGCCUUCAGGCGGCGUCUUUGCCUUCCAGGUGCCGGAUAAUUUGGCUGAGCCAUCGCACGUCACAAUGCGUGAAAUUGCCGCCAAUGGUCCGUGGUCGAGCACGCUACAAUCCGUUGCUCGCGAAAGCUUUCAAUCGCCACAUGAACUGUACGAUGAACUGAAGCCGCUCUGUGCUGAGGUGAAUAUCUGGCAUACCUACUAUAACCAUUCGCUGGAGAACCAUAAGGCUGUCGUAGAAUGGGUCAAGGGGACGGGCCUGCGGCCGUUCAUUGACCCUUUGUCGCAGCCGGAUCGGGAGUCUUUCUUGAAGGCUUACUUGGGUCGUCUGGAGCAAUUAUAUCCAAACAGCCGCUUGCAGCCGUUCGGCAGCUGGCAGGAACAGCUUUGUCACACGGCAUCACCAGCGCACUACCCACCACCUGCAUUAGUUCUGGUUGCAGUCCUACAUAUUGUGCAUAUUGCAGAAAUACCGACAUUGUUCAACGUCUCCAUACUAGCACUUCCCCUGCGCCGACCCUGGUUCGAGAUAAGCUUACCGCUGCAGCAAAGCUUAUCGUAG